Molecule: messenger RNA, 3735 nt
Organism: Brettanomyces bruxellensis
Lineage: Eukaryota; Fungi; Ascomycota; Pichiomycetes; Pichiales; Pichiaceae
Exons: 1
Coding region: 1-3735 (1244 amino acids)
Cellular component (GO): nucleoplasm
Molecular function (GO): protein binding
Source: RefSeq, a predicted model, not a curated record
AUGCCAGGAGAAUACAAUUCGAAUUAUUCCAGAAGACCUGGAAGCUCCUCUGGGCCGCCAGGGUCUUAUCGUGGAAGUAAUUCCGGCUCUUAUCGUUAUAACGGUCAUAGAGGGCGGAAUAGGUAUGGAGGAUAUAGACGUGGCUAUAGUUCUGAAGGUUAUGAUCGUUAUAGAGGUUCUUACUACAAGGAUAGGAGAGAAUACGGUGGAAAUAGAGAACGGACAAGAUAUUUGGGGUCACCCUCGAGUUCGAGUACUAGCGGCGAUUAUAACACUUUGAGACGUGGUCAAUCUUAUCAAAAUACGCCAAAUGACGAUUCAAAUGUACUGUCAAACAAUGGUAGGAAGUCUUCCGAGGCAAAUUCGAGUAAAAGUGAAGCAUAUGAUGUGCGCACAAGAUAUUCAAGAGGAUUUGCACCACAUUUUGGGCAUUCGCAGGAAGCUCAGGAUAGAACGAAGAACUUAGGAAAAGCAAUCCCUAGAGGACCAGCUCAAUUAAACCAAGAGGAAUCUCCACAGGGCAAUGUGCAGAAUGAGAAACACAAGUCUCCAAAGGAUAGAGAUAUGAAAGUAGAGGUGGCUAAAUCAGGGAAGGUGGAAGUUUCUAAGAAUGACCCAAAUGUGAGAUCAUCACAUCCAGAGAGUAGGAAGGAUGUAGACAAGGAACAGAAACCGCUUGUACGAAACUCGACCUUGAAUGUUGAAGGGGAAAAUACCUCAGAUAAUGCUAAAAUAAGCGGGACGUCCAACGUUAUACCCACUGAGAAAUCUAUAGAUGCUAUUAAGGAAGUGCAGGGAAAUAAUGCGAAUGAUAAGAUAUUCAAACCUGAAGAGCGCAACGAGAGCAAGUCGGAAAUCCAUCCGGAAACAAACAAGCUUGCUUCUAGUGAGGAUCUUGAAAAAGUUAUGAUUAAGAAAAUCACGAAGGGAUCCAUUCUGAAAAAAGAGGGUGCAGAAAAUACAGAUAAAGUUCGUAACACAAGGUGUGAUACCACUCAAGCAGAAGCACCUACAAAAGAAGAAAACUCAGAGAAGAAAACAGAGAAGUUUGCCAAAAGAAGUGUGGAUUUGGCGCACGAGGAGAAAAAUGAGAAGGAUGAAGGAAACGAAAAUCCAGGAGUGAAUGAGAAAGGAGAAAGUAACGUAAAAAUUUCAAUUCAAAAGAAUUCAGAAUUGGCUAGGGAUGAAGACCAACCAAUUUUAAACGGUCGCAAAAAGCAUAGUGUUAUAAUAUCAGAUGCUGACGAGUCGGAGGCAGAUACAGAAGUAGAAGAAAGUUUGCCAGUGCCUUCCAGACGAACCAGACGAAUUCACAGGCUCAUUAGUAGGAGAGACCAAGCUGAUGAUAGCAGUAGCUCGUCAGAGAGACCAGAAUUUCUUAGCAGUAAAAUGAAAAAAAACAAAUCUCAAGGAACAAGAAAAGUUUCGGGAAGGCAUGGAAGAGAUGCAUCAGGGAGAACGUUGCUCCAACGAAUAUGUGCACGUGGAAACUUUGAAGAUGCUAAAAAGCUUAUUAGCUCGGGUGCCGAUGUUAAUGCAGCCGAUUAUGCUGGAAACACACCUUUGCACGAGGCUGCUCUGGAAGGAUACCUUGAAAUUGCAACAUUGCUACUCGACAACAAUGCAGAUAUUGACAAACAGUCCGGACAGAUGGAUCGUGAUACACCGUUAAUUGAUGCAGCGUCAAACUUGCAUUAUGAUGUGGUAAAACUUUUCAUAGAUCGAGGUGCAGACCCAACAAUUGCAAAUGCACAGGGUGACACCGCUUUAGAUUCUCUGGAGGAUGAAGAUGAUGAACUCGAUGAGGAUGAAUUAAAAAUUAGCAAGAAGUUGAAGCGUUUGCUCAUUCAUUAUACAAAAGAUUGGAAAAAGAGUCAUCAGCAAGAACGAGUUCGCAGUGGAAGUGCUCCAGCAACAGAGCCAGAAGAUAGUAUUACACAAAGAAGAAAUAACAAUACAUUUUUUGACUUUUUCACCAGAGAGGGUCGGAGUGAAAUAUACACAAAGGUGUCAGAAAAUGAUGUGACGUAUGUUCUUAAUUAUUUAUCGAAUCUUGCAGGUAGCAGAGUUCCUCCAGAUUUGCUAACGCUGGCGGCUCGGCAUGGACAUACAGAUAUUGCCAGCUUGCUUCUGGCGUUUGGAGCAAAAGUGAACUACCAUGAUAGUAAUGGACGUACUCCUUUAAUGCAUGCAGUUGGAAAAGAUCAUAUGGAUAUGGUGAAACUUCUUCUUGAAAAUGGUGCAAAGAUAGCUUUGAAAGAUAAGGAAGGGAAGACCGCUCUUGAAUAUGCGAAGGAGAGCGACCUGUAUGACGAGGAUGAGAUUGCAUUGUUGAACGGUAAAAUUCCGGAGAGAAAUACAGAAGAGAAUGACAAUGACAAAAAAUACAGUAUUUCCCAUAAACAAAAUGGAGAGCAACAGAAACUACGGAAAACAAAGCCAUCAAAAAGUCGUUCUAAGAAACAGAGAAAGGUAGUCCCCAAAAAAGAACCCCAAAAUAGUUUGAAAAAGGAAGCCAACACUGAAAUUAAAAAAGAACCAAGGCACCCCAAGGAAGAAGCUAAAGUGCCGGAAGCUAAAAAAGCUCUAUCAUUUAAACACGAAAAAAGCAGUAGUCCUGCUGCGGAUAGAAACGAACCUAUUGCUGCUCCCAAGAUGGUGAAAAAAUCAAGCAAUAAAAUUGUAUCACUUUCAGCUCCUGUGGAUAUAACAGUUUCAGAACACAGAAGGAAAUCCAUUGUCGAAAAUUUAAGUGGAAAUGCUGUAUCUGAAGCAAGACAUAGAAGUGAAUCAAGAUCACGUUCUGGUACGCCGGUGGUAGAAUUAACCGAGAAAGAACUAAAUUUAAAGAAACAACGUGAGGAAGAAGCAAAAAUUGCAAGAGAGAAGCUUGAGAACGAAAGAUUGGAGCGUAAGCGCAUAAGGCAGCAGCAGAUUGCUAAGAACAUCGAGGAAAUGGAGAAGAAACGUGCUGAGGAGGCUAAAACGGAGCAACUGAGAAAGCGUAAGCUAGAAGAGAAGGAGCAGGAAGAAUCUGCAAGAAAAAGAAGAGAGUUGGAAAAGAUAGAACUUGCUGAAAAGAAAAAGUUGGAAAUAGAAAAGAAGAAGCUUAUUCGAAGCUACUAUCCUUACGGUGUGCGUAUAGCACAUUUUGGACGCGUACCAACUGCAGAAGAAGUCACAAGGUAUUUACCUUUGUACGUGUUUGAUAUUGAUGACAUUAAUUAUGUUGUCGAUGUUCAAGCAUGCCUUGUCCUUGGCGUGGAAAAUAUGUUUGCUGAUUAUCCGGAAUUAGACAAAAUUUCUGUUUCCCUAGAUCACAAGUCUCUGGUAUGGAAUUUCUUAUGGCCGAUGAUCGGAUCUUUUAUCAAGAGGUCUGGGGGUGAAUCGGACAACGUUCAAAAUUUGAUAACAAUGUAUGAGGCAGAAUACAACAAUUUCAAAAAAAUGAUGGUUCAUUGGAUCAGACUUGAUCAAUUUUAUAACCUUGUUGAAAGAACCCCAGCGUUAAAAGAGGUAAAAACUUUAAUUCAAAAGAUUGGCACCUGCAACAUGAAGAUUGCAUUGAAGGGUCCCCAACAGAAAACUUCUUCACUGCCUCCAUCAGCUUCUAGUGAGCAUAAUACCGUUGACAGCUUUGAUUCUUCAUUUAGUUCUUCAAAAAGUGGUCUUCCAGCCCCACUACAGUUUAAAGCUUGUAAGGUAUUUCAGAUGAUUCGAAAGAAUAUGUGGUGA